Nyctereutes procyonoides (raccoon dog) is the source of this 1372-nucleotide messenger RNA. RefSeq names its product clathrin binding box of aftiphilin containing 1 (gene CLBA1). The transcript is spliced from 5 exons. Gene Ontology annotation, biological process: intracellular transport. Gene Ontology annotation, cellular component: AP-1 adaptor complex; trans-Golgi network membrane. The record is from RefSeq and is a predicted model, not a curated record. Gene Ontology annotation, molecular function: clathrin binding. NCBI's taxonomy places the organism in Eukaryota, Metazoa, Chordata, Mammalia, Carnivora, Canidae. The coding region runs from base 22 to 849 and encodes 275 amino acids.
CGCGGGCCCGGCGGCGCGGCCAUGCAGGGCCAGCGGCAGCGGGGGGCAGGCCCUGGCCGCUCGCGCCCUCCCGGCCGGUGUCCCCGCGACCCCGCGGAGGGGCUGAGGACCGGCCCCCGCCCCCCGGGCGGCCCGGAGCCCGCGGAGCACGGCAGCGCCUGGGGGGAGUUCGAAGGCUUUCAGGAGGCCCCGGCCAAGGCUGGACAGUUCGCGGCAAACUCGGAGGCCCCGGAGAGCCCCCCGCAUCCAGGGCGGCAGGCUGGGGGGACGGGAGCCGCGGGCAGCUCGCCUCGUGAGCUCGCGCUCAGCUACGCGGACGUUUUCAGGUCUGCGUUUCAAGAAGUCCCGGUCCCGCAGGCCGCUGAAGGCAUCUCCCCCUUAGACCACGUCUUAGACACAAGCAGCGAAGGGGAGCCUGGCUGCGAGCCUGUACACACACCGUGUUCUGAAUCUAGAGAACUCUGGAGAGCCCUUCAGAACACAACUGGCAUGUCGGCCUCUCGAUGCCUCUGGAGCAAGUCCCGUUGCCAGGAAAACUUCUUUCUUGUUCUUGGGAUAGAUGCUGCUCAGAAGGACCUUUCCGGAGACCUGGGUCACAUUCCGGAAUGCUCCGACCUCAAAGAGCCUGAAGAAGCGGGCGCGCCCUCCCGUCUGCAGCCCUGCAGAGCCCUGAUCCAGACCAAGCUCUCGGGGCCGUCCGGCGGCAGCCAGGGGAGCCUGCUUGCCUGCAGCCUCUUUCUGAAGACGCCCUUACGCAGAAACGGGCAGUACGUCCCAAUCCCAUGGAAAAAGAAGAUUUUCAAUCCACGUACCCUGAAGAUCACCUUGUUUCAUAGUGACGUCUGCUGAAACAGGAGUACUUGGUAUUUUUAUGAGGAAUUUUAUGUUUUCUUACUGGCUCAGCCGGGUAGCUGGAGCCCGGGACCGCGUCGUGGGCAUGUUUCCUGGGACGCCCGGGGCAAACCUGUCCUGCGCCAACGGGCAGGGGUCUGACCGCUUUAGAAGACUGUGUCCUCGGGCAGAGCCUUCUCCACAGGAAGGGGCCGCCCAGGGUCCCAGGAGCUCCGCCCCCGCCUGAUACGGACCACGGUGGCAUGAGGGGCCUGGCUGCCAGCGUGGCACCGCCCGGGGCACACCAGGCUGGACCGUCACGGAAGGCAGCCGUUUGCAGCUCAGGAAGUCCCAUUGCAUUGCUGUCACCUGGGGCAGGGCACCUGGUGGGUCAGAGCGAAGCGUGAGCACCUGCCUGCGGCUCUGCUCAGCCGCCUGGCUCUGCGUCCGGAUGUCCCCGCGACUCUGCGCAAGCUUUGCUGGUUCUGGCUGAGGCACGGGUUUUUGUAAAAUUUUAUUAAAUAAAGUGGCCUGGAUAAGC